UCUUUUCUUUAUUUUAAUCGAAUUCAAUGUUAUUUCUCGAACAAGAGGUUUACCUACAUAGAUAGUUAUGCACUAUACAACCCUCUUGAACCCUAUGUGUAUAUAUACACGCACGUGCCUUUUCUUUUCUUUUCUCUUUUUUUUUUCGUGUGGCGCAAGUGCAUUUGCCGAAUAAGUGCUUUGAUGUGUUUAUAAUACUAUAUAUAUGUCGAAUAGAUAGGUUGGUAGGUUGCUAGGUUGGAAGGUUGAAUCGUCCUCUUCUUUUCCCAAGCACGGUGCUUGUAAAAGCUUUCUCAAUUGCAGGUGGGGGUGGGCGCCACGACGCCAGGCGUCGCUGUCGUAGAACCGGCGGAUAACGGUGGGGGCAAAUAGGUUCUGGCGUGGUGCGUUGCUGCUGGUGCCCAGAGUACGAUUUUACACCACCCGAUUCGUGUUGAGCCUGCCUAGAAAGUCCAAGGGGUGGAAAUAACAAAAAAUAAAAAAAAAAACGAAAUAAAAUAAAAAGAAACGAAGAAGAGGAACAAAACUUGAUUUUCUAUUAGUUCCUUGGCUCAACGGUUUAAAUAUUAUUAUUCGGAGUGAGAAAAAAAAAUAGUUCCUCCCCCUUCUCUCUUUCUUCGAGGAUUCCGCUACGCUUUUCAUCCCUUGGGUUGUGAAAGGGUGGCGCUCGAAUUAUAUAUACUAUAUAUCGAAAGCCGAAAGCUUAAACUCGCAGUGCAUUUGAGAGUUGAGGGCGAUAGUCCCGAGUCGGAAAAUUGAUCGUGUUGCUCGUCAUCAUCGUCGUCGUCGUCGUCGUCGUCGUCGUCGUUGUCGUUCCAUUCGUUUGAAAUGUGUUACAAGUGAAAAUUUUCUCUUCGUACAUAUACAACCCCUUUUACCCCCCCCCCCCCCGGGAAACAAUUUGCCCGAUCCAUUAUUGUUUUAACGUGAGGUUUGUUCUUUAUAAAUGAAAUUGAAAAAAUAUUCUUCAUUUUUUAAUUGCUCCGGGUCCUCUCAGUGCGUGUGUGAAAAGCACCAGGAACACGAUAAAAGAAUAUAAAUAAGCAAACGCACCCAGAUAUCUAUUUAUAAGUUUAUAGUGAGCAUAUAGGCGAGGAAUUAGUGCGAGAAGAGGAAGCGACCAGGCGCGAGACUUGCUGGCGUGUGAGAAAAAUAUUGUGUGUGAGUUUGUUUCGAAAGGCGAGAGAUCAGUUGGUAAAAAAAAAAGAAGAGAAGAAGAGGAAAAACAACCCCCCUUCCUAUAUUUUACACCUCUCUUUUUUUUAUGAAAAAAAAAAUAGAAACAAAUAUUUCUAUGUAUUUAUAAUCGAAUUUGUUUCACUGGUUUGAGUGGAUCCAUUCAGUUUUUUCAACCCCUUCGGCUCUAUUGUGACUAGUGAGUGCCUAUAAAGUGCAAUACGAACGGAUAUGACGAGCGGAUCCGCCCGGUUCACGUGAUAUCUUCUUCACUUUACUUUUAAGAUGUGCUCGCAGAGGAAUACCAAGAGGAUAACCGGGCCGUAGCAUGCGGAUCAAUUGCGGAAAGAAUGUCUUUUUGACUCCACGUCGAUCAUUGGCCGAAAAUCGGCGUCAAUCGUCGAGGAGCCGCAAGCGAUCAAGAAGAACGGAGUUCGACACUAGCGACCGAUGAGCACGGGGGAUGGCGGCUCAGCGUUGGGCCCUUUACAAGGAGGGGCCCAGCCCACGGCCGCGACCCCCUCCACUGCCACCUCUCCACUUCAACAGUCCCAACAAGUUGCACAAUCCGGAGCCAAUGUCUCACAAACGGGACCCGGAGCCGGAGCCGCGAGUGUGGCUGGUCAGGCCGCAGUCAAAGCUUCGGCUCCGAAACGUCCGGCUCGUCGUGGUGGUAAAGCAGCCUCCGAUAGGCCCGUCAGGGCCCUCUUCUUUCUCACUUUAAAAAACCCCCUCCGGAAAAUGUGCAUCGACGUCGUCGAGUGGAAACCGUUCGAAUGGCUUAUUCUGAUGACGAUUUUUGCGAAUUGCGUGGCUCUAGCUGUUUACACUCCAUAUCCUUAUGGCGAUUCAAAUGCGACCAAUUUCUAUUUGGAAAAAAUCGAGUAUGUCUUUCUAGUAAUUUUCACAGUCGAAUGCAUGAUGAAAAUUAUAGCUUACGGAUUCGUGGCGCAUCAAGGCGCUUAUCUGCGCAACGGAUGGAAUUUGCUGGACUUUACGAUAGUUGUAAUCGGCAACAUCAGCACGAUCUUAACUUUGUUUUUGAAAGAGGGCUUCGAUGUCAAGGCGCUGAGGGCUUUUCGAGUGCUUCGGCCUCUGAGGCUAGUGUCAGGUGUUCCAAGUCUUCAGGUCGUUUUGAAUUCUAUUCUGAGGGCCAUGGUACCACUGUUGCACAUUGCCCUUUUGGUUCUUUUCGUCAUUAUUAUUUACGCAAUUAUUGGAUUGGAACUUUUCUCAGGAGAAAUGCACAAGACUUGUAGAAUAAAUGGAACUGAUGAAGAAAUGGAUGAGCCGCAUCCAUGUGGAAAAGGAGGUUUUCAAUGUGAAAAUAUUGGUGAUAAUUAUUAUUGCAGCGAUAAAUUUUGGGAAGGUCCAAAUCAUGGAAUCACCAACUUUGAUAAUUUCGGUUUGGCCAUGUUGACGGUUUUUCAGUGUAUCACCCUCGAGGGAUGGACCGAUGUGCUUUACGCAAUUCAAGAUGCAAUGGGAAGUGAAUGGCAGUGGAUUUAUUUUAUUUCGAUGGUUAUUCUUGGAGCAUUUUUUGUCAUGAAUCUAAUUCUCGGAGUGUUGUCUGGAGAAUUUUCCAAGGAGAGAGAAAAGGCAAAGGCUCGGGGUGAUUUUCAUAAGCUAAGGGAAAAACAACAGAUAGAGGACGAUCUCCGGGGGUAUCUGGAUUGGAUAACACAGGCAGAGGAUAUCGAACCGGAAGCCGAUGAGCCACAGAUGCAGGAUGGAAAAUCAAAGCAACAAAACGAAAUGGAGAGUACAGAUCAACUCGAGGGCGAUGAGGAUGGAGUUCAACAGGAAUCAUUGUGGAAGCGAAAGAAACGAGACUUGGAAAGAGCGAACAGGCGCAUGAGAAGAGCCUGCAGAAAGGCUGUGAAGUCUCAAGUUUUCUACUGGUUAAUUAUAAUUUUAGUAUUUUUAAAUACCGGAGUCUUAGCGACUGAGCAUUAUCAUCAACCAGAUUGGCUAGAUGAAUUUCAAGAAAUUACAAACAUAUUCUUCAUCGCCCUUUUUUCUAUGGAAAUGAUGUUAAAGAUUUAUAGUUUAGGCUUUCAGGGUUAUUUUGUAUCAUUGUUCAAUCGAUUCGAUUGCUUUGUGGUUAUCGGGUCCAUUAGCGAAAUGAUACUGACGAGAACACAUGUGAUGCCACCACUUGGAGUUUCGGUACUUCGUUGUGUUCGGUUACUUAGGGUGUUCAAGGUUACAAAAUAUUGGAGAUCUCUUUCAAAUUUAGUGGCAUCUUUGUUAAAUUCGAUACAAUCGAUCGCAUCUCUAUUGCUUCUUCUCUUCUUAUUUAUUGUUAUUUUCGCUUUACUAGGGAUGCAGGUAUUCGGAGGAAAAUUUAAUUUUAAUGAUAUGGAUGACAAACCUCGUCAAAAUUUUGAUUGCUUCUGGCAAAGUCUUCUAACAGUAUUUCAGAUUUUAACCGGCGAAGACUGGAAUACUGUUAUGUAUACAGGAAUUUUAGCUUAUGGUGGAGUUGCCAGUACAGGUGUAAUUGCAUGCGCGUACUUCAUUAUUCUCUUCAUCUGCGGUAAUUAUAUACUUCUCAAUGUUUUCUUGGCCAUUGCGGUGGACAAUCUUGCGGAUGCUGAAUCCUUAACAGCAAUCGAGAAAGAGGCCGAGGAGGAGGCGGAGAAACAUAAAUCUCGUAGUCCAUCACCAGAGCACGAUGAAAUUAGUGGCGAUCCUGGUGAUGAUGGAGGUGAUAUUACCGAAGGUGAAGAUGAUGGUGGUGAAACGAGUCUUGAGCAGGAUCCUAAUGAAACCAUGGACGAUUACGAGGCGGCUCUAGACACUGAAAAUUCCGAGAAAGGUGAUGACAUGAACAGCAGAGGCAAAGUUCGUUUAAACAUUGACUCUGACGAGGAAGAUCUUGAUGCUGAAGAUGAGGAAGACGAUCAAACUGAAAUGCAUGAUGGAAUCGAUGGAGAAGUGUCUGCGAGGCCAAGACGAAUGUCUGAAUUUAACAUGGCAACUAAGACUCAACCAAUUCCUCCCGGCAGUGCUUUCUUCAUUUUUUCACAAAAGAGCAGGUUUCGUAUCUUCUGUCAUUGGGUUUGCAAUCACAGUUAUUUUGGUAAUAUAAUUCUCGUCUGCAUUAUGAUUUCGUCGGCGAUGCUGGCUGCCGAGGAUCCUUUGAAAUCAACGUCACCAAGAAAUUUGGUCCUCAAUUAUUUUGAUUACUUCUUCACCAGUGUGUUCACAAUUGAAAUUUGCUUGAAAAUGAUUUCCUAUGGAGCUUUCAUACACGACGGCGCUUUCUGCAGAUCGGCCUUCAAUCUUCUCGAUCUUCUCGUCGUCUGUGUUUCUCUCAUUUCUAUAGUUUACAGUUCCGGUGCGAUAUCAUUUGUGAAAAUCCUGAGGGUACUACGAGUUUUGAGGCCAUUGCGAGCAAUAAAUCGCGCCAAAGGCUUGAAGUACGUAGUCAAGUGUGUGAUUGUCGCCAUUAAAACGAUUGGCAACAUUAUGUUGGUCACCUAUCUCCUACAGUUCAUGUUUGCUGUUAUCGGGGUACAGCUGUUCAAGGGGAAAUUUUUUAAAUGCAAUGAUGGAUCAAAAAUGACAGAAGCUGAAUGCCAAGGCACUUACAUAAUAUACGAUGAUGGAAAUAUUGACAGGCCUAAAGUGGUGGAAAGAGAAUGGACGAAACAUCGUUUUCAUUUUGAUGAUGUCGCUAAAGCAAUGCUAACACUCUUCACUGUUUCCACAUUUGAGGGAUGGCCCGGAUUAUUGUACGAUUCAAUUGACUCGAAUAGAGAAGAUUAUGGACCAAUUCACAAUUUUCGUCCAAUAGUUGCUACUUACUAUAUUAUAUACAUUAUUAUUAUUGCGUUUUUUAUGGUCAACAUCUUCGUGGGUUUCGUUAUUGUAACAUUUCAAAAUGAAGGAGAACAGGAGUACAAAAAUUGUGAACUCGAUAAAAAUCAACGAAAUUGCAUUGAAUUUGCUUUGAAAGCGAAACCAGUGAGACGCUAUAUUCCAAAGCAUCGAAUUCAAUACAAAGUGUGGUGGUUUGUAACAUCCCAGCCCUUCGAGUAUACAAUAUUUAUUUUAAUUAUGAUAAACACUGUAACUUUGGCAAUGAAAUUCUACAAUCAACCGGAUUUCUAUACAAAGGCCCUCGACGUUUUGAAUAUGAUUUUCACCGCAGUAUUUGCUCUUGAAUUUGUUUUCAAACUUGCCGCCUUUCGAUUUAAGAAUUAUUUUGGAGACGCCUGGAAUGUUUUCGAUUUUAUUAUUGUUCUGGGAAGUUUCAUCGAUAUUGUUUAUUCCGAAGUGAAUCCUGGUUCGAGUAUCAUUUCGAUUAAUUUUUUUCGACUUUUUCGCGUAAUGCGACUUGUGAAGCUACUCAGUCGUGGGGAGGGCAUAAGAACCUUACUCUGGACAUUUAUUAAAUCUUUUCAAGCUCUUCCCUAUGUUGCUCUAUUGAUAGUGAUGCUGUUCUUCAUUUACGCUGUCAUUGGAAUGCAGAUAUUUGGACGAAUCGCCAUCGACGAUGAGACGCACAUUAAUCGAAACAACAAUUUUCAAACAUUCUCACAAGCUGUUCUUAUUUUAUUUCGAUCAGCGACGGGCGAGGCUUGGCAAGAAAUUAUGCUGGACUGUUCAGCUCGAGUCAAUAUAGUGAAAUGUGACAAGAAAAGUGAGGAUAAAGAUAAGGAUACCUGCGGUUCGGAUAUGGCGUUUCCAUAUUUUAUAUCCUUCUAUGUUCUUUGUUCCUUUCUCAUUAUCAAUCUUUUCGUGGCUGUAAUUAUGGAUAAUUUCGAUUAUCUAACUAGAGAUUGGUCAAUUCUUGGACCUCAUCAUUUAGACGAAUUUAUUCGACUCUGGUCGGAAUACGAUCCGGAUGCAAAAGGACGAAUCAAACAUUUGGACGUUGUCACGCUCUUGAGAAAAAUUUCCCCGCCACUUGGUUUUGGCAAAUUGUGCCCUCAUAGAGUAGCUUGUAAGAGAUUAGUUUCCAUGAAUAUGCCAUUGAACAGUGACGGAACUGUUCUUUUUAAUGCAACUUUAUUUGCUGUAGUUAGAACCUCGUUACGAAUAAAAACCGAAGGUAAUAUUGACGAUUGUAACGCAGAGUUACGAGCGGUUAUAAAAAAAAUUUGGAAAAGGACGAGUCCAAAAUUAUUGGAUCAAGUCGUUCCACCGCCGGGUGUGGAUGAUGAAGUCACAGUGGGAAAGUUCUACGCGACUUUUCUAAUUCAGGACUACUUUAGGCGAUUUAAGAAACGAAAGGAACUUGAAAUGAAGGAAGGGGACAAAGAUUGUCAUAACGCCGUUACGUUACAGGCUGGUUUGAGAACUCUACACGAAGCUGGUCCAGAGCUAAAGAGAGCAAUUUCGGGAAAUUUGGAAGAACUAGUCGAUGACAAUCCUGAACCAACGCAUAGGAGAAAUCACUCGCUUUUCGGUAGCGUGUGGUCGAGUAUGAAGAAAGGUCAUCACAGUUUUCACAGAGCGAGGUCGCUCAAAACAAAUUCCACUAUUCCUAAGACUUCACCGACUAGUUCGAUAGACUUUUUGCCGUACGCUUCCUUACGCAGAGUAAAGCACGAUGCUACAAAUCAAGUUACUGCAAGAUCCCAUCAAGUAGUGCCCAACAUCGGAAGUGGUAUGAGUGACACUACAAUGAAUCAAAUGGGAACUGAUCCAAGACUGACUGGAGUUGAGGAAAAUAUUCCACUGAGACCACUCGCAGUUUUUGGUAUUCCUGGCCAGCAAACAAAUUACCAAACUACUUAUAAAGUACUCGAUCUUCAGGACGGAAUCGAGCGGCAGUUGACGCCACCCACACCUCCUCCAAGAAGGAACCCACCCCCGCCCGCAAAUAUUAUUGUCACCGUCACAGCCACGACGACCGUCACGACCGUCACAACGGUGUCGACGAGCGUCACGACUGCAACGAGUACGACUUCAUCGUCAACGACCGCAACAAGUCCCAGCCCUGCAUCCUCCACGAAUGGAGGUCCUGCAGCUUGUUACUAUGCUUAUGCGACAAGAGGAUGCUGCGUCGAUUGUGCAGUCUGGAACAAUCACGCCGUAGUUGAAUGCGAUGACGAUUCAUCGGCUGAAAGUGCGUCCAGUGGAUCAGGUAGAAGGAAUGGCGAUAGCGAAGGGUGGGUUCGACCACCAAGGAAAUCAUCGUCACGACGCUCGCGACAACGAAAACGAGACGCGGUUACUGGAAAAAGUUCUUCGUUUCGCCAAACCGGUAAUGUUUCUCAACAAGCUGAAUCAGGAACGGGAAAUCAAGCCACCAGCGGUCGUACUGUGGCAAAUGGUCUUAAAUUGGCACAAACUCAGGCAAUUGCCGUUGCUGGAUUCCUGGCAGAUGUCGAUUCUCGACAGUGGAAGGUCUGUGAUACUUGUUUUUCACAUCGAGCUUCCUAUCACGGCAGAGUUUCUUGGGCUGGAGAAAGUAAUGGCAGUGUUGGUACAGAGCGAUUGUCGCACAGCUUGCCCGGAAGUCCCGCUGAUCGGAAACCGAAUUUUGAAGUUAUUGGAAGUGCCGAGAGUCUCGUUGGUCGGGUGCUCGUAGAACAAGGUUUAGGGAAAUAUUGUGAUCCCGAUUUUGUAAGAUACACGUCAAAGGAGAUGCAGGAGGCGAUGGAUAUGACACGAGAGGAAAUGGACCGAGCGGCUCAUCAAUUGUUACUUCAAGAGCGACGAGGACAACCGUUGACGUUUCAACUUCAACAGGGAAUGGAUCAACAUUGGAACUCGUCGUUUCAUCAGGGUCAACAACCAGCAAUUGGUUAUGAGCCGCUUCAGGAGCAAUCGGCUCCGCCUCAAGUUCAACAGCAGUAUCAAACCUAUCAGCAACAACAGCAGCAUCAGCAGCAACCUCCGUCUUAGCACUAGUGAAAACGCGCGAAGCGUGUUUCUUCAAACCUAUCUCUUUGAUGGAGCCGGAUAAGAAAUGAAUCCGGAUUUUUUGGGCUACUCUUUUCGUUACAGUGUAACCCAAGAGGAAAAAAAAGAUCGUCAUUC
Messenger RNA from Leptopilina heterotoma, 8175 nucleotides. RefSeq names its product muscle calcium channel subunit alpha-1 (gene Ca-alpha1D). The record is from RefSeq and is a predicted model, not a curated record. Gene Ontology annotation, molecular function: high voltage-gated calcium channel activity. Gene Ontology annotation, biological process: calcium ion import across plasma membrane. NCBI's taxonomy places the organism in Eukaryota, Metazoa, Arthropoda, Insecta, Hymenoptera, Figitidae. The coding region runs from base 1627 to 8040 and encodes 2137 amino acids. Gene Ontology annotation, cellular component: voltage-gated calcium channel complex; membrane. The transcript is spliced from 42 exons.